AUGAGCGAAAGUGUACCAUUGUUAGAAACGCGAGAAGAUCUCCAUAAUCUCAUUGACUGCAAAGAACAAUUCUGGCUUAUCUUCUGUAGUUCGUCAGCUACGAACUUACCGACAGACGUAUCAAAAAUUCCUUAUGAAUAUAGAUUAAGAUGUAAAAGUUUUUGGAUAUGUAGCUACGUUAUUGAAGGCUAUAUAACUGAAUUUAAUAAUGAAACUAAUUCUGCUAGUUCGACUAAAGCUGAUAAUUCUAAUCAACCUGAGUUCAUAAAAUAUGCUGAAAUCAUCUCAGAUCCUGUUUGGAAGUACGUUGUUAUAGAAUUUAGAUAUUUUCAAAACGGCACUGAAUUCCCCGUUUUAACCGUGACUUCUAGGAUCGUUAAUCAUUUUACAAAUGAAAUAGAAAUUGUAUUUACUGCGUCUAAUGACAAUGAUUUAGAUUUAAAAUCCUGUAAAUAUCGAAUUUCUUGGACUUGGUGGUUUAACGGUUUUAUUUGGAGACUAUGUGAAAAUGCAAACGAAACGGAUUUCAAAAAAAUUGCUUUUUUUAAAGGAAGUCCUGGUUGGGGUUUGACUUUCUCAUCUGUUGACCGGAAGAUAAAUUAUGGUUAUAGUACUAAAUCGACUUUUUUCUGGGAUCUGCAUAAAAAAGAUAUAUUCAUUGAUCGAGCUGCUCCUUUUCCUCCAGCCAUACCCGCUCUAUAUGCUGCUUAUUAUGAUUACUUGGAAAGUGAACCCGACUAUAGUCGACUAUUAGUCGUAGUCGACAUUUAG
Dentiscutata heterogama is the source of this 771-nucleotide messenger RNA. NCBI's taxonomy places the organism in Eukaryota, Fungi, Glomeromycota, Glomeromycetes, Diversisporales, Gigasporaceae. The record is from the annotation of a GenBank genome assembly.